CACCACCGCCACAACCUCCACCAACAGCACCACCAGCACCAGCACCAGCACCAACACCACCACCAAUCACCAACCAACAACAACGGCAACGCCGCUAACGAUAACAACAACACCGUCGCGCUUUACGACGGUUCCUCUUCCGCCCUUAAGCCCUGCGGAUUCCCCACCACCGACUCCGCCUCCGCCGCCAAGAAGAAGAGGGGCCGACCCCGGAAGUACUCCCCAGACGGCAACAUUGCCUUGGGACUCUCUACCACCCACGCCUCUCCCUCUCCCGCAGCACCACCACGCGCCGAUUCCUCUGCCGGAGGUUCUGGUGGCGGUGGCGCAACCCCCUCAUCGGAGCCUCUGGCCAAGAAGCACAGAGGGAGGCCUCCUGGCUCCGGCAAGAAGCAGAUGGAUGCGCUUGGAGCUGGUGGGAUAGGUUUUACUCCGCACGUGAUCUUGGUGGAGUCUGGUGAGGUAUGCAGUAGGAUCACUGAGACAUAGAUGAAGCUAAUGAUUAUGAGUUCUAUAUAGUCUACAAAUCACUGAUAUUAAAUAAUUAUCUAUCUUCUUAGUUGCAUUCUUUUGGGUUUUGAUUUUGAGCAAGUAACUAUUUGGUUCAAUGGAUGCUUGAAAUAGAAGCAGAGUUAAUACUUCCAAUGAGUUUAGAUUGUUUUGUGUACUGUAGUAUCUCAAUAUAUUUGGGAAAUGGAAGUGGCAUGAAGGAUUCAUGUAUUCAUUGAGUGUUGAUGUUGGUACCGUGUUAUUGGAUUGCCUCUUUCCAUUUUAGUGAUGAUCGAUAUAAUGCUUGGCUUUCAGGAUUUUGAAGGUUGGUUAUGUUAUAAAUUGCAUUGAUAGUGUAGAUCACCUGUAUCUGUAUUGCAAUCUUAUAUUGUGAAUUACUUUCUUUUUAGGUGGGUUUGUAAAUCAUCUUCUUCUUAAGUAUCCAUUGUCUUAUAUCCUUCU
Messenger RNA from Arachis ipaensis, 951 nucleotides. The record is from RefSeq and is a predicted model, not a curated record. NCBI's taxonomy places the organism in Eukaryota, Viridiplantae, Streptophyta, Magnoliopsida, Fabales, Fabaceae.